AUGCUCGACUGUGCAAAAGCCAAUGCGAUUCUCAAACUGUUGCAGGGAUGCAACAGCUUCACGAGGCUACGCAAAAUCCAGGCGCAAGUCAUCGUCAGCGGCCUCGAAUGCGAUCCCUCCAUUUCUACCCAGCUUAUCAACUUCUGCGCCGUCUCCGUCUCCGUCUCGGGCUCCCUGGCUCACGCACAACUACUGUUCGACAAAAUGCUUGACCCGCCUACUCAGGCUUGGAAUUCCAUAGCUAGAUGUUACGGAAGGAAUGGGUGUUUGGAAGAUGCCCGCUUUCUGUUUGAUAAUAUGCCUGAGAGAGAUUUGGUAGCCUGGAACGCCAUGAUUUCUUGCUACUCGCAGGCGGGGCACCAUGAGGAGGCGAUGGGGAUGUACGAAAAAAUGAGGAAUGAGAAUGUGGGUCUUGAUGGGUUCUCAAUCGUUGGGUUGCUUUCGUCUUGCGCUCAUGUGGGGGCUCUGGGGUUGGGAGUUCAGCUGCACAGGAUUGCUUGUGACAAAAGGUUGGUUAGAAAUGUGUUUGUGGGGAACGCUCUGAUUGAUAUGUUCGCUAAAUGUGGUAGCUUGGAUGAUGCUCUCUCUGUUUUCAGAGAGAUGAGAAAGAGGGAUGUCUUUACCUGGAACUCCAUGAUUCACGAAUUUGGAGUCCAUGGACUUGGUAAUGAUGCCAUCUCUUUCUUUGAGCAGAUGUUGCUAGCUGGUAUCCGGCCUAAUUCAAUCACUUUCCUGGGUUUGUUGUGCGGUUGCAGCCACCAAGGCUUGGUACAGGAGGGUAUUGAUUACUUCCACCAGAUGAGCUCCAAAUUCAAUCUCACACCAGGCAUCAAACACUACGGCUGCUUGGUGGAUUUAUAUGGCCGAGCUGGUAGGCUUGAUAAGGCACUGGAGAUGAUCGAAACUGUCCCAUCACGGGACGAUCCAGUCGUGUGGCGAAUCCUGCUGGGCUCCAGUAAAAUCCAUAAGAAUGUGGCCACUGGAGAGAAAGCAAUGAUGAAUUUGAUGAGACUCGGGGCACUAACCGCGGGGGAUUGUGUCUUGCUUUCAACCAUAUAUGCCGGAGCAAACUACCCCUCAGGGUUUGCCAAAAUGAGGAAACUGAUCAAAACCCUUGGGGUGAAGACCACUCCUGGUUGGAGCUGGAUUGAGAUCUCUAACCAAGUUCACAAAUUCGUCGUUGAUGACAAGUUACAUCCUGAUAGCAUGCAAGUCUAUGAGAAACUCGAGGAAGUAACGAAACGAGCGGCUUCAGCUGGCUAUGUGAAGGAGGAGGCUGUAAUACUGAACCUGCUUGGGUCUUGGUCUGAAGGAGGGUAUUCAGAGACUCCAAGUUCAUGCCACAGUGAGAAGCUAGCAAUUGCUUACGGAUUGGCAAAAACUCCAGAAGGUACAAGCCUGCGCAUAGUUAAGAACUUGAGGGUUUGUAAAGAUUGUCAUUCGUUUACGAAGUUCGUAUCCAAGGCAUUCAAUAGAAGCAUAGUUGUGAGGGAUAGAGUUCGAUUUCAUCACUUCAAGAACGGAGUGUGUUCAUGUGGGAGAUUAUCGGUGAGACGUAUGGUGGCCAUUGAUGAAGAGAUCUCAAUACUUAAAAGAUCAAGAUUUGUACUUCAACUCAAAACUCAUCCUAUGAACAGGUAA
This is a messenger RNA of Linum tenue, 1641 nucleotides long. Lineage: Eukaryota; Viridiplantae; Streptophyta; Magnoliopsida; Malpighiales; Linaceae. The record is from the annotation of a GenBank genome assembly.